Messenger RNA from Sorghum bicolor (sorghum), 2613 nucleotides. Its product is annotated as casein kinase 1-like protein 3. The transcript has 17 exons. Gene Ontology annotation, biological process: endocytosis; peptidyl-serine phosphorylation; signal transduction. Lineage: Eukaryota; Viridiplantae; Streptophyta; Magnoliopsida; Poales; Poaceae. Gene Ontology annotation, molecular function: ATP binding; protein serine/threonine kinase activity. Gene Ontology annotation, cellular component: cytoplasm; nucleus. The record is from RefSeq and is a predicted model, not a curated record. Bases 200 to 1459 code for a protein of 419 amino acids.
UGCGCUGCAAAUCCAAUCCAUUUCCGACCUUCUAGAAGCCUUUCAACCCGCCGCUUUGCCCGCCGCUCUUUGCUUCUUCCCUCUUCGGUACCCAUUUCGUCGCAGCACAGUCGGAACCCUAGUUCCCCCCUCAUUUUCCUUCCACCCGCCGUCGCGGCGCCGAUAGAGCUUGGCCUGAAAGGCGUAGGUGGAGGAGGGGAUGGACCGGAUCGUCGGCAGUAAGUACAAGCUAGGCCGCAAGAUUGGGAGCGGCUCCUUUGGGGAGAUCUACCUCGCGACACACGUCGACACCUACGAGAUCGUCGCCGUCAAGAUAGAAAACAGCAAAACCAAUCAUCCACAGUUGCUAUAUGAGGCCAAACUGUACAAUGCUCUUCAAGGAGGGACUGGUAUCGCAAACAUAAAAUGGUGCGGCAUUGAUGGCGAUGAAAACAUUCUUGUUAUCGAUUUACUCGGACCAAGCCUUGAAGAUCUGUUUGUUUACUGUGGCCGGAGAUUCUCACUGAAGACGGUCUUGAUGCUGGCAGAUCAGAUGAUAACAAGAAUAGAAUUUAUGCAUUCUAAAGGCUAUCUGCACAGAGACAUCAAGCCUGAUAAUUUCCUCAUGGGCCUUGGUCGAAAAGCCAACCAGGUUUAUGUAAUCGACUUCGGGCUCGCAAAGAGAUAUCGUGAUUCAACCACCAACCGUCAUAUACCUUAUAGAGAAAAUAAAAACUUGACUGGCACAGCUCGCUAUGCUAGCCGCAAUACUCAUCUUGGGAUUGAGCAAAGCCGCAGAGAUGAUUUGGAAUCGAUUGGAUACGUUCUCCUGUAUUUCCUCAGGGGAAGUCUUCCUUGGCAGGGCUUGAAAGCAGCCACAAAGAAACAGAAGUAUGACAAAAUAAGUGAGAAGAAGCUUUCAACUCCUAUUGAGGCUCUAUGUAAAUCCCACCCUAUGGAAUUUGCUUCCUAUUUCAACUACUGCCAUUCUCUGACAUUUGAUCAGCGUCCCGAUUAUAAUUUCUUGAGGCGUACCUUUCGAACAUUAUUUGACCGCGAAGGCUAUCAGUUUGAUUAUGUGUAUGACUGGACUUUGUUGAAGUGUAAGCAAUCCCAGAAGGCUAAGGCUCAACAAGGAUGCUCUCAUGAUGUAGGCGUAAGCAGCCGUCCAGUUACAACGAAGGUGGACAAGCACCAAGUUGGUGUUGCACGCCCAAUUGACGCUUCAGGUCUGCUUGAAGCAGAACAACGCCCGGCAAUCAGAAUGCAAUUCAAGUGUAGUGCAGAAAACAGCCGUUCAAAUAAUCUGCAUCCUGAGAGAUUGGGAGUUGCUGCUAGCUCUAAUAAUGCAUUGCUGCAAUCCACGUCACUUGGCCAUGCUGAUGCUCCAAUGAACAAUGCGACACAUUCGAAAACGCAGGGGUCUAUCGAUCCACACACUCGUGGAAGUUAUAGUCCAGGGCCCUCUAACCACAUUUAACCUUUUGGAUAGUUCGUAAAAGCUUGCGGGUCCAUUCAGUAAAUAACUGGUUGCCUGAUGUGGUUUCAUGGAUGCAUUCUGGACAAACAUUCAAUGCCAUUGCUGGAAAUAGCUGUCGGGUUUUUAUGGGGACUUCUGUAUUGCUUGAGGGUCCUUUACAAAUAUAUAAUGGUGCUGUAUUCUAUACAAUAAUGAAAAUUUGGGGUUUCACCAUGAUAGCUUUCAUUCAUUUUAAUAUAGACCAACAGCAACAGUUACAACUUUUUAAAUUGUAUAAGAAAGUGAGGUACUAUCUGACUUAGAUUGGCUGCAGGUUCCACUGUGUUCAACACAAUCAAUGAUUGCGAAGAGGUAUCUGGGAAGUUUAUGAUUGAUCAGCAUACACGAUCAUUGAUAUAUGCAUGCAUCAACUAGGAUAGCACCUCUUUGCUGAAAGUGACGUCAUAUUCGACUAGGAUUGGCUGCAGUUUUUAAUGUGUCUGACACCAAAUCACCAUACAAAAACCAGAGUUGGAAGUUUAUGGUUGGCUGAUUCAUUCAUACAUCAACUAGAAGAACCCUCUUUGUUGAAAGACUGUCAUAUUCUACUUGGAUUGGCUUGCAGCUUGCAAUGUGUUUGAUACCAAAUCUCACCAUACAAAGACUGAAGAGGUCCGCGAAGUUUAUGAUUGAUUAGCAUCCAUGUAUAUGACUUCAACUUUCAACAAACACAUGUUGUGGCCCUUGGGCUCGAGAUAAAAAAAAGGUUAAAACUUCAAUCCACAACGAUCUGGCUGGGCAGAGGUAAAUAUCGUGCCAUGUUCCUUCCAUAGACAUGGUGACAUUGUCGCUUGUGUUUCAUUUGAAUGAGAGGAUUGAAUAUACUUCUUAUAACAUUGUGAGGAAGUUCUAACGCAUCUUGGUUUUUCCUGCUGGUGUUUUUUUGGUUGGCAUUCUCUCUCCAACUGUCAUGAAAAUAAUGAACUGUACAUAAAUUCUUAAAGGGCUGUUUAAUUUUUGAGGUGAAAUGAGAUGAUUUACUUGAUCAAAGUGUCCAUAUUUAGGUGUAUCAUUUUUCUGAGUGUCCAAGUCGUGCCUAGAACUGUGCGACGUGUAACAGAGCAGAAUGAAGUCCACCUUUAGUCGGUGAUUAUAAUAUUCCUGGUUUAACUAUA